Molecule: messenger RNA, 507 nt
Organism: Pocillopora meandrina
Lineage: Eukaryota; Metazoa; Cnidaria; Anthozoa; Scleractinia; Pocilloporidae
Source: the annotation of a GenBank genome assembly
AUGUGUAUCUCCUGUAAAGAACAAGUUCGACCUCGUCAAGAAGGCCUCCAGUGCGAUGGCUGCCUCCGUUGGCAACACCGCACCUGCCAUACGGGCGUGUCGCAGGCAGAUUACCGCAACGCUGUUAAAACCGGUGCGUCUAUUGACUGGCGCUGCUUAACAUGUGACUUCCCUCAGGCCAAAAGUUCAUUGUGAAUCCUGUCAACAGAUAUCCUUGAGUCCGAAGAGUUCAAUCCUCCAGCAGACUCGUCUGACCAGCUUACGGAGCCUUCGACCAUUGAUACCAGUUCAGAAUCUGCAGUCGGCAUAGAGGGAUCAACAGUGCACGAACCACCCAUCCAGCCGACGAUUGACGAAUCCACUAUCGAGGGACCAACACCUCAAGCAGUUGAGGAAGUAGACCAGCCACUGACUUUUCAGAUCAUGGAGGGUGCCAGCGAGAGGGGAAAACGGAAGCUUAUUGACAGCAACGGGUUUAGCUAUAAGCGUACAACCCAUGUAAUUUAA